UCCUGUGAACAGUACACGACUUGUGGGGAGUGCCUGAGCUCGGGGGACCCUCACUGUGGCUGGUGUGCCCUGCACAACAUGUGCUCCCGCAGGGACAAGUGCCAGCGGGCCUGGGAACCUAAUCGAUUUGCUGCCAGCAUCAGCCAGUGCAUGAGCCUCGAGGUGCAUCCCAGCAGCAUCUCAGUGUCUGAGCACAGCCGGCUGCUCAGCCUGGCUGUGAGUGAUGCUCCCGACCUGUCUGCGGGCAUCUCCUGUGCCUUUGGGAACCUGACAGAGGUAGAGGGACAGGUGUCUGGGAGCCAGGUCAUCUGCAUCUCACCAGGGCCCAAGAUUGUCCCUGUCAUCCCUCUGGAUCAAGACUGGUUUGGGCUAGAGCUGCAGCUGAGAUCCAAGGAGACAGGAAAGAUAUUCGUCGGCACCGAGUUCAAGUUCUACAACUGCAGCGCCCACCAACUGUGCCUGUCUUGUGUCAACAGCGCCUUCCGCUGCCAUUGGUGCAAAUACCGAAACCUCUGUACUCAUGACCCCACCACCUGCUCCUUCCAGGAGGGCCGGAUCAACAUUUCAGAGGACUGUCCCCAGCUGGUGCCCACGGAGGAGAUCCUGAUACCCGUCGGGGAAGUAAAACCAAUCACCCUCAAGGCUCGAAACCUGCCCCAGCCUCAGUCCGGCCAGCGAGGCUAUGAGUGCGUCCUCAACAUACAGGGGGCCGUCCACCGGGUCCCCGCCCUGCGCUUCAACAGCUCCAGCGUCCAGUGCCAGAACAGCUCGUACCAGUACGAUGGGAUAGACAUCAGCAACCUGGCCGUGGACUUUGCCGUGGUGUGGAAUGGCAAUUUCAUCAUUGACAACCCUCAGGACCUGAAAGUCCACCUCUACAAGUGUGCAGCCCAGCGGGAGAGCUGUGGCCUCUGCCUCAAGGCCGACCGGAAGUUCGAGUGUGGCUGGUGCAGCGGUGAGCGCAGGUGCACCCUCCAGCAGCACUGUAGCAGCCCCUCCAGCCCCUGGCUUGACUGGUCCAGCCACAAUGUUAAGUGCUCCAACCCCCAAAUCACCGAGAUUUUGACGGUAUCCGGACCCCCUGAAGGAGGGACCCGAGUGACUAUCCAUGGCGUGAACCUGGGCCUGGACUUCUCCGAGAUCGCCCACCACGUGCAGGUGGCUGGGGUGCCCUGCACGCCCCUGCCGGGGGAUUAUAUCAUCGCUGAGCAGAUCGUUUGUGAGAUGGGCCAUGCCCUUGUGGGGACCACCUCUGGGCCCGUGCGCCUGUGCAUUGGCGAGUGUAAGCCAGAGUUCAUGACCAAAUCCCAUCAACAGUACACGUUUGUGAACCCUUCCGUGUUGUCACUCAACCCCAUCCGAGGGCCAGAGUCCGGAGGCACCAUGGUGACCAUCACGGGCCAUUACCUCGGGGCUGGGAGCAGCGUGACCGUUUACCUGGGCAACCAGACCUGCGAGUUCUAUGGGCGAUCAAUGAAUGAGAUCGUGUGUGUCUCACCCCCGUCGUCCAAUGGGCUGGGGCCCGUCCCCGUCUCUGUGAGUGUCGACCGAGCCCGUGUGGACAACAACUUGCAGUUCGAGUACAUAGAUGACCCCCGGGUGCAGCGCAUUGAGCCUGAGUGGAGUAUCGCCAGUGGCCACACACCCCUGACCGUCACAGGCUUCAACCUGGAUGUCAUUCAGGAGCCAAGGAUCCGAGUCAAGUUUAAUGGCAAAGAAUCUGUCAAUGUGUGCAAAGUUGUGAACACCACCACCCUGACCUGCCUGGCACCCUCCCUGACCACGGACUACCGGCCCGGCCUGGACACCGUGGAACGGCCAGACGAGUUUGGAUUCGUCUUUAACAAUGUCCAGUCCUUGCUGAUUUACAACGACACCAAGUUCAUCUACUACCCCAACCCGACCUUUGAACUGCUCAGCCCCACUGGGGUCUUGGAUCAAAAGCCGGGAUCCCCCAUCAUUCUGAAGGGCAAAAACCUCUGUCCUCCUGCUUCUGGAGGUGCCAAACUCAACUACACCGUGCUGAUUGGAGAGACCCCAUGCGCUGUCACUGUGUCCGAGACGCAACUGCUCUGCGAGCCUCCCAACCUCACCGGGCAGCACAAGGUCAUGGUCCACGUGGGUGGCAUGGUAUUCUCGCCCGGCUCGGUGAGUGUCAUCUCAGACAGCUUGCUGACCCUGCCAGCCAUCGUCAGCAUCGCGGCAGGCGGCAGCCUCCUGCUCAUCAUCGUCAUCAUUGUGCUCAUCGCCUACAAGCGCAAGUCUCGAGAAAAUGACCUCACUCUCAAGCGGCUCCAAAUGCAGAUGGACAACCUGGAGUCCCGUGUGGCCCUGGAGUGUAAGGAAGCUUUUGCCGAGCUCCAGACAGACAUCAACGAGCUGACCAGUGACCUGGACCGCUCAGGAAUCCCCUACCUGGACUAUCGGACCUAUGCUAUGCGAGUCCUGUUCCCCGGCAUUGAGGACCAUCCCGUCCUGCGUGAGCUGGAGGUGCAGGGCAACGGGCAGCAGCACGUCGAGAAGGCCCUGAAGCUCUUUGCCCAGCUCAUCAACAACAAGGUGUUCUUGCUGACCUUCAUCCGCACCCUGGAGCUGCAGCGCAGCUUCUCCAUGCGGGACCGCGGCAACGUGGCCUCGCUCAUCAUGACCGGCCUGCAGGGCCGCCUGGAGUACGCCACCGACGUCCUCAAGCAGCUGCUCUCUGACCUCAUCGAUAAGAACCUGGAGAACAAGAACCACCCCAAGUUGCUUCUCCGGAGGACAGAGUCCGUGGCUGAGAAGAUGCUGACCAAUUGGUUUGCCUUCCUCCUGCACAAGUUCCUGAAGGAGUGUGCGGGGGAGCCGCUCUUCAUGCUCUACUGCGCCAUCAAGCAGCAGAUGGAGAAGGGCCCCAUCGAUGCCAUCACGGGCGAGGCCCGCUACUCCCUGAGCGAGGACAAGCUCAUCCGGCAGCAGAUCGAGUACAAGACCCUGAUCCUGAACUGCGUCAACCCGGACAACGAGAACAGUCCGGAGAUCCCAGUGAAGGUGUUAAACUGUGACACCAUCACGCAGGUCAAAGAGAAGAUUCUCGAUGCCGUCUACAAGAACGUGCCCUACUCCCAGCGGCCGAGGGCUGUUGACAUGGACUUGGAGUGGCGUCAAGGCCGGAUUGCCCGGGUCGUGCUGCAGGACGAGGACAUCACCACCAAGAUCGAGGGUGACUGGAAGCGGCUCAACACGCUGAUGCACUAUCAGGUAUCAGACAGAUCGGUGGUGGCUCUGGUCCCCAAACAGACCUCCUCCUACAACAUCCCUGCCUCUGCCAGCAUCUCCCGGACGUCCAUCAGCAGAUACGACUCCUCCUUCAGGUACACAGGCAGUCCCGACAGCCUGCGGUCUCGGGCCCCCAUGAUCACCCCAGACCUGGAGAGUGGGGUCAAGGUGUGGCAUCUGGUGAAGAAUCACGACCAUGGGGACCAGAAGGAGGGUGACCGGGGCAGCAAAAUGGUGUCCGAGAUCUACCUGACCCGGCUAUUGGCCACCAAGGGCACCCUGCAGAAGUUCGUGGACGACUUGUUUGAGACCUUGUUCAGCACCGUGCACCGGGGCAGCGCUCUCCCCCUGGCCAUCAAGUACAUGUUUGAUUUCCUGGAUGAGCAGGCAGACAGACACAGCAUCCAUGACACAGAUGUGCGGCACACCUGGAAGAGCAACUGCCUCCCCCUGCGCUUCUGGGUGAACGUGAUCAAGAACCCCCAGUUUGUAUUUGACAUCCACAAGGGCAGCAUCACGGACGCCUGCCUCUCUGUGGUGGCCCAGACCUUCAUGGACUCUUGCUCAACAUCAGAGCACCGGCUGGGCAAGGACUCCCCUUCCAACAAGCUGCUCUAUGCCAAGGACAUCCCCAGCUACAAGAGCUGGGUGGAAAGAUACUACGCAGACAUCGCCAAGCUCCCCGCCAUCAGUGACCAGGACAUGAACGCCUACCUCGCCGAGCAGUCCCGCCUGCACGCCGUGGAGUUCAACAUGCUGAGUGCCCUCAAUGAGAUCUACUCCUACGUCAGCAAGUACAGCGAAGAGCUCAUUGGGGCCCUCGAGCAGGACGAGCAGGCCCGGCGACAGCGGCUGGCGUACAAGGUGGAACAGCUCAUAAACGCCAUGUCCAUUGAGAGCUGAGAGAUGGAGCCUCCUGUUCCUGGGAAGAAGGACCCGUGAGAGCCGUCACACUGGGCGUCUCCGAAGGAAGGACAAGUGAAGGGGAUCAGGCCCCAGCGCUUGCUGUCCCCUGAGACCCCCGCCCGGGGGGAGGGGAGGACCCCUCUCCCCACGCCAGCCAAGUUUCGUCACAGCCUGUUCCUGCAGGGAGAGACCGGGGGUGUCAUCCACCCCAUCCCCCCGCGGCGAGGACGAGAGGGACGCCAGGACCCAGAGAAGAGAGGGGAGACAACCCUUCGCUCGUAAGCGGAAGCUCCUGAUCGUCUGAGCGCUGGCCUCGGUAGAGAUGACUGUAGCAUCCCCAUGUUAUGUCUUCUUCGGCCUCUCUUUCUGCCUCUCGUGUCCUUAUGAGUUUGAAGGACAAGUGGGUAGCUUCUCUCUCUCCUGCUGACACCUAAAUCCAUGGAUGACCAUCCGUCCUGAGUGUAGUUUCCAAAUAAAGAGACCAAAGUUCCGCACCCUGGUCCUGAGGCCCCGUGGAAGGCAGUGGGCAGGACCCUAGGGACCGGACAGCCACCAGAGUUUCCGGGCCUCCCACCCUGGCAAGAAUCCAAGCAGCCAGCUCCAACUUCUCCGCAGGCAGCAUCGGAGUGAGUGGGAAGGAGGACAAGAGAAAGGCAAAGGGAUGGGAAGGGAGGCAGCAGGAGAGGACCAGCCUACCCUUCCUACCCUCUACUUUACAAGGGGCUGUGGACCAGCCACCCCCAGCGAUACCAGACCAGGGUCAUUUCCUCUGUCAUUAACUCUGGGCCCUGGCUUCUCUGGGCCCUGAUUUACCUCCAAACGCUUCCAAUCUCCAAAGGCUCUGCUGACCACAUUGGAUUGCCAGGAAGGGGCCGGGGGAGGGGUAGCUCUGAGGGCUGGCUUCCAUCGCUGGGGUGUGGCUUUGGAUCACCGCGCUAACCACACAGCAGACGUUGCCUGGUCGCCUCAGCUCCAGUUUCUUGCCUGAAUGCAGCCGACAAAGGGGAGGAGAAAAAGCGUUCAGCAAAAUACUCAGGAAACUUCGCUGUUUUCAUUAUAAUUCACAACCAGCCAUGUGGAGGCCACGCUCUUCUGAUAAUCCACUUCUGUUAAAGUUUCUCUGGGCCCUAUUAAUAGCCUGAAAGAAAUACUAAUGACUGGCCUUCUGCACUAAGCCAAAGUGUUUGCCCUUCGUAUACCCAAAGCUUAUCAGCUCAGAGCCCAUGAUUUAUGGAGAUGAAAGGCGAGGAGAUAACGGCAAGGGGCAUGUGAGCAGGGGACUUUGCGCUGCCCACAGAAAAGUGCAGCCCACCCUCAUUUUACUUCUGAGCUCUGAAGGAAGGUUUUCUGAUCACGUCACUGCUCAGACUGGCAUCCUGGGCUUUGCCCCACCAAGAAGUAAAAGUUAGACAUCCCAACGGCGACCGGUAGGCAUCGACCCGGGUGUCUCCCGGCAGCUACUUUUGGUGACCAUUCACCAGCCCUGGGUAUGCUUCCUUGAAGGUUUUGGAGGAGUGGGAGAAUGAUGGGGGGAUGGCCGCUUGGACAGUGGAGAGGAGAGCACCAGAGCUGGCCUCAGAAGCUUGACCACAUUUCUGAGGAUUCCAUGAGAGAGCUGGGGAGUGUGGGCUGGCAAAGGUUGUGGCACAGGGGCGUCCCUGAGGGAGGAAUUAAGAUAAAGGAAAACUCGACUGGACUCAAGUCGGGCCGUGAGGGUGCAAGGAUGGAGAGCCUUGCUUGGCUUUGGGUCACCCAGAGUGCAUGCCCCGUGGGAUGGGAGGACAGGGAGUUAAUUGGCCUCUGUCCUCACUGUUAUCCGAUGUGACGUGAAGAUAUUUUGACCUUGUGUAAGGGAUAAGUAUUCAAGUCACGUUCCUUCCCCCACAUGAAGUCAUCCGUCCUGGAGGGAGGCAGAGAGGGACUUCUCUCUCGAAGGCUGAUCCAGCUCCGUUUUUGUGUCACUGGUCUGCACCAGAGACAAUCCUCUGGAAAAGGGAAAGGCAAAGCACCCCCAGAAAUGUGCUUGGCAAGACAGAGGGUGCUCAUACACGAGACGGAGAUGGACAAGCGGUCCAUCUCGGUGGAGUGUGUCCCUCCAGCUGGCCUGCUGCUGCUUACCCCCUAGCAGGGCCUCAGGUGCUUCCGUGCUUGCCCUCCUACAGCUCUCCACAGCCCAUCUCGCAGAACCAUUCCUGAUCCACUACUGGCAGAGAGUUCCCCCUCCUUGAAAAGUUCAGUCAUUAGAAGCACGGAUCCGCUGGGAACCUCGCUCGCGGGAGGGAGCUGUUUCCUAUAUUCAUUCAUUCAGAGAACAUUCCUGCGCUAACGCCGUUUGCUAGGCCCUGCUCCAGGUGCUGAGAAAUAGCAAUGAACGAGACCAAGAAGGGCCUUCUCCUAGCAAACUGACAUUCUUCGGGCUGCUGGUUCCUGCCGCCGACUUAGCCCGCAUAGCUCACCUCCCAGACCUGCAGAGGGCACACGUUUUGUAGAAAAGGGAGCCAGAGGAAGGAAGAAAGCCGACCAACCCAGCUGCCUUACCUCGUUCUGGGGACAGUCCUGAGAGCCAUGAGAGCCCUUCUCGUUCCCGCUGCCGCUGUCUCUUCUGGUGGCACUUCCCCUGCUGCUUGAGCUCCUGGCCUUCCUUUAUUUCUACCAAACGAGGAAAAGAAAUAGCAGUCGAGGCCCCUGGCCCUGCUGAGCGUGAAGCAGAAGCGACGGAUGGGUGAGCUGGACUGCGAUGGUCUGGGCAGCACAAACUGAGAGUGUUUGAAAGCCUCUGGCUGAUCAGUCUCCAGGUGCACCCCAAUUGCAACACUGACCCCGUUAACCUACAGCCAGGUGAUGCUGAGCAGGCAGCUGCCCUGGGGGAGGCCACUUCCCAGCCACGCCGUCCUGCCUGAGGUUCCUGGGCCCUGGCCACGGGCAGGAAAGAACGGAGCCUCAGUGGCGGGGGCUCUGCGGGUGAGAAAACGCAGAGGAGUUUAGUGGACACGGGGCUGUGGAAGCAGGUCCUCUGGGGGGACUUGGGAGGUGAAGUUCAGGGCCUUCUGGUGCCUUGUCUCAGGAACACGCUUUGAGAAGAUGGCGGCCUCCUCUUCAUCACCCCAGUCUCUCUUCCCUAUCUCUUUCCUGAAUUCUGGUUUCCCCAGGAGUGAAGUUUCAGCAUCUGGGGGCUCCGUGAUGCCAGGGAUAAAAGAAAGUUUCACCCUUGGUAUUAGGGAGGUCCUGGGGGACAGGGCCUCAGCCCUGUCAGCAAACUGGAGAUUCUGGGCCUUUCAUGGACAUGCCCGUCGCAUUCCCCUCACCCUAAAGGGACUCUCCCCUCUGUCCUUUCUGCAGUGCAGCCCGUGCCUCCUGUCCUCACCUCAAGGAGAUGGGAGGCAUCGUCCGGAUUUCAGCCAAGGCCCUGACUCGGGCCUCGUGCGCUCUCUGCGUUGGCAUUACAGGUGGAGAACAUAAUGGAACGUAGUUCCCCCUGCAGAGAAGAUGUUCCCAAGCGUGUCAGGGAGGGAGGGACAAGCUCUUUGUACCACGAGACUAAGGACCUGAGCACACCUGCCUCUCCCCUCAACUUCUCCUACCCAUACCCACUCUUCUUGACACACUGGAAUCUGUAUUAUAUAUUUUUUUAAGAAAAUAGAAUGAUAGCUGUCCAGUUUUGUUGUUUUUACAGGUGUUGUGGAAUAAAAACUGUAAGAAAAUUACGUAUUUAAAAUGUUCCAAUAAACUGGGUUUUUUUGGUCAUUCUAAUAUA
Messenger RNA from Physeter macrocephalus (sperm whale), 7915 nucleotides. It is a transcript of the gene PLXNA2, whose product is annotated as plexin A2. Gene Ontology annotation, molecular function: semaphorin receptor activity. Gene Ontology annotation, biological process: regulation of cell migration; negative regulation of cell adhesion; regulation of GTPase activity. The record is from RefSeq and is a predicted model, not a curated record. Bases 79 to 4158 code for a protein of 1359 amino acids. Gene Ontology annotation, cellular component: plasma membrane; semaphorin receptor complex. The transcript has 29 exons. Lineage: Eukaryota; Metazoa; Chordata; Mammalia; Artiodactyla; Physeteridae.